UUCUAUUUUAUUAUCUAUUUUUCGCAUUUCAGUUCGACCAAUAUGAUGGCAACAAAGACCGCAGUCUCCAUGUCAUGGUAACAAAGAAGCGUCCAGACCCCCCCCCUCAGCUCAUUCGCGCUAGAUAUUUCACAAGGUCUUGAAAGAAAAAGAGAAUAAAGUCAGCAGUUAACAGGGCUAGAGAUAAAAAGGCUAGAGACGCCCCUGCUCACGUUUUACUUCUCAAUCUUCCAUUUCUCGUUGAUCUGAAUAUCUGCACAUCAUGGUGUCCACGCGCAAAAACAAAAAGGCUCAGGUGGGGUUGCCUCUCACGAUGAUCUCUAGUACUUUGGCAAAAGGCUAACGUGCAUUUAGAAAAGCCGAACAGAUUCUUCGGUGUCGAAAGAGGGGAACAGGGUCGAGAAACCUGUGGUCCAGGACAAAAGAAACGCCCCCGAACAUGGACGUAAGCGAGCCAUCUCACCCGAGAUAGAGAGCAUUCGCAGCCAGAUCAGUUCAAAAUGGAUCCUGAUCGAUGCUGGCGCGGCCACACAAUGGAUGGAGGACCCCGACGCCAUCCAACAGCUGUUUGUGCUCCUGCUUUAUGCUGUGGGGAAAUGGGUAAUACAAUAUGCGGCAUCAGAACCGUCGGAUCUGGCCCGCUUGUCGGAGGAGCAGAAAUCCACCAUCAUCAGCCACUUGGACGGAUUUUGUGUCCAAGAUACCUGGGAUGAUUUUGUCGAAAGGGCCCCUGCCAUGAAGGACGGGCUCGUGGCAGAGGUUCUUCUUACGGCAUUGGUAUACCAGGACCUGCACGUCAGGAUGAUAGAGCAUCCGUUCUGGUACCUUGACGGAAAGGGUGCCCAGGAUCAAGCCGAGGACGAUACUUUUGGCGAGCGGCUGGAAUACCUUUAUGAAAGGUUUCUAGAAACUACAAACCUCACAUUUGGUCGAUACAAUCAAGGUCGCCGCGAAGCUGCCGCGGCACGAUUGGCUAAGGAUCUUCUACUCAGUGGGCCGGUUCUGUCAUUGCUGAAGACUCCAGCCAGUGAUGAGGUCGAGAAAAAGCGCCGAGAGGAGCUGGUGGCAAUCUACACGAGAGCUAGCCAUGCUGCACUCUCCAACGACCAAUGUUCGGGACAAACAGAAUUUUCGCGGCUGGCCGACAUUGGUCCAACCUACCAUUCGAGCUCCGAUGAGCUGUCAGCACAUGAGUAUCAUGGCGUGGGUUCUGGCGACACCAAGCUCGAUGGACACCGAAUACUAUUGGUCUUCCGUCCAGCAAUGCGCCACAAAUUGAAUCAGCAGUCUCCUGAGCCCGUGAUUUGGCUGCCCGCAGUUGUCUUGGUAGAAGAUGAUAGAGUCGACUGA
This is a messenger RNA of Aspergillus melleus, 1350 nucleotides long. RefSeq lists its product as uncharacterized. The transcript is spliced from 2 exons. The record is from RefSeq and is a predicted model, not a curated record. Lineage: Eukaryota; Fungi; Ascomycota; Eurotiomycetes; Eurotiales; Aspergillaceae. The coding region runs from base 538 to 1350 and encodes 270 amino acids.